Sebastes umbrosus (honeycomb rockfish) is the source of this 4069-nucleotide messenger RNA. It is a transcript of the gene itga6a, whose product is annotated as integrin, alpha 6a. Gene Ontology annotation, molecular function: integrin binding. Gene Ontology annotation, biological process: integrin-mediated signaling pathway; cell-matrix adhesion; cell-cell adhesion. Gene Ontology annotation, cellular component: integrin complex; external side of plasma membrane. Bases 102 to 3377 code for a protein of 1091 amino acids. The transcript is spliced from 25 exons. The record is from RefSeq and is a predicted model, not a curated record. NCBI's taxonomy places the organism in Eukaryota, Metazoa, Chordata, Actinopteri, Perciformes, Sebastidae.
CUGCAGCCUCCCUUCAGUCAAACAGCACCGGGCAGAGCGGAGAGGAGCAGCGGGUCAGCGGCUCAUAACUUUACUGCAACACAUCUGGACUAGACGCUGCGAUGCUGCCGCUGCUGCAGAGAGGACCCUCUGCUGCUUAUGUUGCACUUUUAUUAUUUCAUUUUCUGGAGCCAACUUUGGUGCAUACCUUCAACCUGGACACCAGUCAUGUCAUCAGGAAAGCCGGAGAGCCUGGGAGUCUGUUCGGGUUCUCGCUCGCCAUGCACCGGCAGCUCAACCCGGAUAAAACAAUGCUGUUGAUUGGAGCACCCAGAGCCAGAGCGUUGGGAAAACAGACCGCCAACAUCACAGGAGGCCUUUAUAAAUGUGAAAUCAGUCAGUCCAAUGAUUGUGAGCGCAUUGAGUUUGAUAAUGAAGAGAACGUCCAUGUCGAGAACAAGGAGAAUCAGUGGAUGGGGGUGACGGUUCAGAGCCAGGGACCUGGGGGAAAGAUUGUGACUUGUGCUCAUCGCUAUCAGAGGCGCAUGUUUGUGAACACGCCUCAGGAGUCCCGGGACAUCACCGGGCGCUGUUACGUCCUGAGUCAGGACCUGACCAUCGACUCGUCCUCUGAUGAGGAUGGAGGUAACUGGAACUUCUGCGAGGGCCGAGCCAGAGGCCACGAGAUGUUCGGAUCUUGCCAGCAGGGAUUGGCUGCCACCUUCACCAAGGACUACCAUUACGUGGUGUUUGGAGCACCAGGAGCUUACAACUGGAAAGGCAUUGUAAGAGUGGAGCAAAAGAACAACACUUUGCUAGAGAUGGGAGUGUAUGAUGACGGCCCGUUUGAAGUUGGAGAUGAACAUCUCUUGAACCCCGAGCUUGUGCCUGUACCUGCCAACAGCUACCUCGGAUUCUCCCUCGACACGGGACACAGCAUCACACAAACUCGUGGCCUGACGGUGGUGGCUGGAGCACCCAGAGCCAAUCACAGUGGAGCUGUGGUCCUGUUGAAGAAACAGAGCGAAGCCUCCAGCAGACUUCUGGUGGAGCACACCCUGUACGGGCCAGGACUCGCAUCCUCCUUUGGCUACGAUGUGGCGGUGGUGGACCUGAAUGGUGACGGAUGGCAAGACAUAGUUGUAGGAGCUCCUCAGUUCUACAUGAAGGACAGAGACGUUGGAGGAGCUGCUUACGUCUACAUCAACCAGGCAGGAAGGUGGGAAGGAAUCACGCCCAUCCGUCUAAACGGGACCAAAGACUCCAUGUUUGGACUGGCAGUGGAGAACAUUGGAGACAUCAACCAAGACUCAUAUGAAGACAUUGCCGUCGGAGCUCCUCAUGAUGACGGCGGUGCAGGGAAAGUCUACAUUUAUCAUGGCUCUGCACAAGGAAUCAAAACCAGCCCUGCACAGGUCCUUUCAGGAAAAGAGCACAACGUGCGACUCUUUGGAUAUUCUCUGGCAGGGAACAUGGACUUGGACAGUAACUCGUAUCCAGACGUGGCUGUCGGCUCUCUGACGGACACAGCUCUGAUCUACAGGGCACGGCCAGUCAUUAGCCUCAGGAGAGAUGUCAAAAUAUCUCCACAGGAAAUUGACCUUACAAUCAAAACCUGUGGUAACAGCAUUUGUUUCACUGUGGACGCAUGCUUCACCUGCAAAGCAAACCCUGCAUCUUACAACACAAGACUAACUCUCGGCUACUCUGUCGAGGCGGACGGAGAUCGCAGGAAACACGGGCUUCCCUCCAGAGUGAUGUUCCUCAACAAAUCCCGCACUGAAACAGACUUCCAGUUUAACGGCACCUUGGACCUCCGCGGCCAAAACCAGAAAUCAUGCAUCAAGAUAACAGCCAAACUGAAGGAUAACAUUAAGGACAAGAUGCGCAGCAUUCCCAUCGAGGUGUCUGCAGACAUUGUGGGUACUAAACGACAGAAGACGAGGAACGGCCUCCCUCAACUCAUGCCCAUAUUAGACUCCUCUCAACCGAGCAAAGACGUCAUUGAGGUCAACUUUGUAAAAGAGGGAUGUGGAAGGGAUCAUAUCUGCCGAAGUAACCUGAAGAUGGAGUACAAAUUAUACUACAAACAAAGCAACCUAGACGUGUACUCCCCAUUACCCACCAAGAACAACGUCCCUGUGUUUCAUCUGAAUUACGAGAGGAAGGACUUGGCUGUGCGUGUGACAGUCAACAACAUGAAUGAAGAUGAUGCUUACGAGGCAAAACUGGUGGGGACUUUCCCAGAUACGCUGUCUUAUUCUGGAGUGCGCUCACAUCAAACAACGAUGGAAAAGCCGAUCAUCUGUACAGCCAAUCAGAACGGCUCUCAAGCAGACUGUGAGCUGGGGAACCCUUUUAAGAGAGACUCAAAGGCUACAUUUUACAUCAUCCUGAGCACCGUGGGUAUGACUCUCGACACCACAGAGAUUGACAUCGACCUGCAGCUCCAAACAACAAGUGUGCAAGAAAACAUUGCCCCUGUUAAAGUGAAAGCUAAAGUAAUCAUUGAAUUGCCGUUGACGGUCAGUGGGGAGGCCAGCCCUAAUCAGGUUUCUUUUGGAGGUGUUGUGAAAGGUGAAAGUGCCAUGAAGACAGAAGAAGAGAUUGGAAGUUUGAUUACUUAUAAAUUCAGAAUAAACAACUUGUGGAAGUCUUUGCAGCCUUCAGUCAAAGCCUCGCUUCACAUUCAUUGGCCCAAAUAUAACAAAAACGGUAAAUGGCUUCUGUACCUGGUGAAGAUCACCGCUACAGGACCGGAGGAGGUCUUUUGCUCUCCCGAGUCUGAAAUCAACUCUCUCAAACACAUCCAGGAGACGUUCAGGACAAAACGGGAAAUUGGAGAAAGAAAAACUGUUGGCAAAAUGUCUUCACUGUCAGACAAGAAAAAAGUUUUGACGUGUGACAGUGGGAUCAAAUGUGUGGUGCUCCGGUGCCCCCUACAGGGCCUGGACGGUACCACAGUAGAGCUGAGAUCUCGUCUCUGGAACUCAACCUUUAUUGAGGAUUACGCCUCUAUUUCAAACAUGCAUAUCGUUGUGAAGGCCUCCCUCGUCUUCCACACUCAGGCUAAAAACAUGAUCCUGAGAACUCCUCACACUGAUGUGACAGUGUCAGUGUCCCCUGAAGGUGCCGUAGCGCAGCACACUGGAGUUCCCUGGUGGAUCAUACUGGUGGCUGUUCUAGCAGGCAUCUUGAUUUUGGCUUUGUUGGUGUUUCUGCUCUGGAAGUGUGGAUUCUUCAAACGCUCCAAACAAGAGGACAGCGUCCCUCGCUACCACGCGGUGCGGAUAAGAAAGGAAACUCCUCCUGAGUAUAAAGAUGGAAAAGUCAAGCUUGAUCCUUUUGAGAAAAAGCAGUGGAUGACGACUUGGGUCGACGAUGAAAGUUACUCAUGACUGAUUUUUAUGUUCAAAUGAUUUUUGCAAACAGUCUCAAGCCACAAACACGAUGAACUUUGCUUUUUCUUGUUCACUCGGUGAACAGCAGUGAUUUUCCUUUUUCAGGAAUUAGUUGGGUUCAUGUCUUUGGUUUUUUACACUGUAUAGAUGAUGAAAUGUUUCUUUAAUGUAAGUUUUGUAUAUAUUUAAAUACUUCUGCACACUGUAUAUUUAUUUUUUGAUAAAAAAUAAUUUCAUGCAGCCAAAGAAUUUUUAGUCUUAUGUGUGUCCUCGAGCAGAUGGACAAGCGACAAAGUUUACUACUGUUUCUAUGGAGUUGUGCUGUCUCACUAAAAGCUGAAAGUCUAUGCAAGGACGGUACAGCUAUCUCAGUGUCAUGUGAAUAUAAAUCAGUAUUUUUUUUUUCUGUUGUGUUUUAUGUGUCAGUACUUUUCAACAAAAAUGCUUCUGUUCAAUUUGGAAUGACAUUUAGGUACAUUAUAAUUUCACAAUAAUUAAAGGUGCACAAAUCUUUGAUUGAUUCUUCUCACUGUUGAGGUGUUCAGGUAGCAUCCACUGUACUGUAGGUCAUCACUGAAGGUCCAUGUUAGGAAUCCAAAGGGAAGAUGGACAAAAGAAACUGAAAUGUUUGUUUUAUAGAUUCAAAGUCUUGUUGAAUUGUCAAGUGUAAUAAAAUGCUUAAAAGCUGA